Polyodon spathula (Mississippi paddlefish) is the source of this 4689-nucleotide messenger RNA. RefSeq names its product cilia- and flagella-associated protein 57-like. The record is from RefSeq and is a predicted model, not a curated record. Lineage: Eukaryota; Metazoa; Chordata; Actinopteri; Acipenseriformes; Polyodontidae. The transcript is spliced from 23 exons. Gene Ontology annotation, molecular function: protein binding. Bases 119 to 3763 code for a protein of 1214 amino acids.
UAAAGAAGCGAAAGUAUUGAGAUUUAUUAAACAGGCAGGCAACACAGAUUAAAAGAUUAUAAACAGUAAGGAGCGUGCAAGUCGACCACUGGUCCCCACAGGACAGUUCUCAUUAAGAAUGUCUGCGAUUGUCGCUCAGUCCCAUCACAUCUUUGGCAUCCGAGCAGGAGUUACGAAUAAUGUUUUCUACUUUGAUGAACAAACUAUUAUAUUCCCGUGUGGGAACAACUGUUUACGGUACAACAUUGACCAGAAUUGGCAGAAGUUUAUCCAAGGGUCAGAGAAAAGUCACUGGAUGCAGGCCCUGGCCAUCAGCCCUAACCGGCGUUACCUUGCGGUGUCGGAGAGAGGGGAGAAGGGGAGCAUCACUGUGUACGACCUGCAGCAGGAGCAGAGCAAGAAGAGGAAGGUGCUGACUGGGGGAGAGCUCCCGGUGCAGGAGUUCCUCUGCAUGGCCUUCUCCCCCGAUUCCAAGUACCUGAUUGCCCAGUCCGGAGCGCCAGACUGGACCCUCUUCUACUGGGUGUGGGAGAAGCAGAAGGUGAUGGCCACCGUGAAGACCAGCAGCCAGAGCAACCCCAUCAACCAGGUUAGCUUCAAUCCUCAGGACAACACUCAGAUUUGCGUCACUGGUAACGGGGUGUUUAAACUGUUCCGCUAUGCUGAGGGAAGCCUUAAACAGUCCAGCUUUCAGAAGCUGGAAGGCCAGAACAUCUUGUGCCAUGCCUGGGUGUCAGAGGAGCGGGUUAUCGCUGGCACAGAGACCGCUAAACUCUUGGCGUUUGAGUCGGGAGACCUGCGCUGGGAGAUGAGUGUAGAGCCUGCCAGCCAGGAAGCAGACCGGUUGCGCUCCAGCACAGAGCAGCAUGCCCUGAGCAUUUCUCAUGCCCGGGUCUCCGCUAUCGUCGCCUAUUCCAAAGGGUUUGCGUGCUCCGCUGGGGCAGGUGCAGUGUGUCUGUUCGAGAAGACAGAGGAAAAGGAUGUCUAUAGGAAAACCAGGGAGAUCAGGAUUCCCCAGGACUUGCACAGUCACAAGCCGAGCCACGCGGAGCAGCAGCAGUUUGCAGCUCUUUGUAUCAGCCCCUCCGAGGAGACCCUGGUUGGCAGUACAGACCGUGGGCAGCUCUACAGCAUCACCCUCUCCUCCGUGGAGAUGAGCAGGGGGGAGCAGGCGAAGUUUGAGUUCCUGUCCUACUCCUUUCACUACGGCAUUAUCACUGGCCUGGACAUCUGUAUCCGCAAACCGCUGAUCGCCACCUGCUCUCUGGACCGAUCCGUUCGCAUCUGGAACUAUGAGACCAGCUCUCUGGAGCUGUAUAAGGAGUUCCAGGAGGAGGCUUACAGCAUCACCCUCCACCCGUCCGGUCUCUUCAUACUCGUGGGGUUCACCGACAAGCUGCGACUCAUGAACCUGCUGAUUGAUGACAUCAGGACAUUCAGAGAGUUCACAGUGAGGGGCUGCAGGGAGUGUGCUUUCAGCAAUGGGGGGCAUCUGUUUGCUGCAGUGAACGGAAAUAUCAUCCAUAUCUACUCUUCAACAACGUUUGAAAACAUCCUCAACCUGAAGGGCCACAACGGGAAGGUGCGUUCCAUUGUGUGGAGUCCUGAUGACAGCAGGCUGGUGUCCUGUGGGAUGGAUGGGGCCGUCUACGAAUGGAACACCAUCACCAGCAAAAGGGAGUCGGAGAGCGUGCUGAAAUCCUGCAGCUACACUAGCAUCACCAUCUCGCCAGAUGCCAAGACCUUCUUUGCUGUUGGUUCUGACUGUACCCUGAAAGAGAUUACUGACUCCCAGAUCCUGCGUGAAGUUCACUCUGAUGAUGUUGCGUACACCACUGUAGUGAUGUCCCACUCGGGAAGGAUGAUUUUCACUGGCACAGCCACAGGAACCAUCCGAGCUAUGAAAUACCCGCUGCCAAUACAGAAAGAGUGGAAUGAGUAUCAGGGCCAUGCUGCACCUGUUACGAAGAUGGCCAUCACACACGAUGACCAGUUCCUGCUCACUGUAUGCGAGCAUGGAUGCCUGUAUAUCUGGAGGAUAAUCGAUAAGGAAGGGCGGGGCUUGAAACGAGAGAAGGAGGUCGUCUAUGCGGAGGAGAUUCUCAUCACCAAGUCAGACCUCGAGGAAAAGAACCAGGUCAUGACAGAACUGAAGACCAGGGCUGAAGAGCUGAAAAUGGAGAAUGAGUACCAGCUCAGACUAAAGGACAUGAACUACAACGAGAAAAUCAAAGAGCUGACGGAGAAAUUCAUCCAAGAAAUGGAGUCGCUGAAAACCAAGAACCAGGUUCUCAAAACGGAGAAGGACAAGCAGGAGCUGAAUCAUGAAAAGGAGAUAGCCGACGUAGUGGAGAGACACUCCAAGGAGCAGCAGGACCUGGAAGCUGCCAACAACCAGAAGCUGAUGCUGGAGUAUGAGAAGUACCAGGAGCUGCAGAUGAAGUCCCAGCGAAUGCAGGAGGAGUAUGAGAAGCAGCUCCACGAGAUGGAGGAGAGCAGGACCCUGGCGCUGGAGGAGCUGACCGAGUAUUACGAGGCCAAGCUGCAGGAUAAACUGGUCCUGAUAGACCAGUGUCAGGAUGAGUCCCGGCAGCAGGUUCGAGAGUUUGAUGAGUCCAAGAAGCAGAUGGAAGAGGACGGGGACCGCGAGAUCCAGGACAUUAGGAUUAAGUAUGAGCGGCAGCUGAGAGACGAGAAAGAGACCAUCCUCCGACUGAAGGGGGAGACGGGCCUCAUGAGGAAAAAGUUCAGCAGCUUGCAGAGAGAGAUUGAUGAACGGAUGUCAGAAAUCGAGAGGAUGAAGGCAGAGCAUAAUAAACUGCAGUCAGUCAUCAAGUCCCUGGAGAAAGACAUCAUGGGGCUGAAGAAAGAGAUCCAGGAGCGAGACGAAACGAUCCAGGACAAGGAGAAACGCAUAUAUGACCUGAAGAAGAAAAACCAAGAGCUGGAGAAGUUCAAGUUUGUGCUGGAUUAUAAAAUCAAAGAACUGAAGAAGCAGAUUGAACCCAGGGAGAAUGACAUUAAAGAAAUGAAAGAACAGAUCCAGGAGAUGGAGGCGGAAUUAGAGCGUUUCCUCAAACUAAACACACAGCUGGAGCUGAAUGUCACCGAACUGAAGCAGAAGCUGAAAGCCACAGACACGGAGAUGCACAAGAACAUGUCCAGGGUGCGAAACGGGGAGGCGCUAGUGAAGAGGUUCAAGACAGAUCUGCACACCUGUGUGGGGUUCAUUCAGGAGCCCAAGAAACUGAAGGACUGCAUCCGAGAUCUCUACGAAAGAUACGUCCAGCAGUCAGACGUGGUGGAGAUUGUGGGAGUCGAUGCGGAUAUCCAGAAAGAGUAUGCACGCCAGAGAGAGCACCUGGAGGGAACCGUCGCCUCACUGCAGAAAAAACUGACCAAGGACUCAGAGAUUCACAGGGCUGACAACAUCAGAAUCAUGCAGGAAAACGUCACACUAAUUAGAGAAAUCAAUGAGCUGAGGCGGGAGCUGAAGGUGACUCGAACACACCUUCACGAUCUCGAGGUAGAAACCCGACUCAACAGAAAGAAAGGGAAGCAGAGCUCCACAGAACCCAGAGUGCGCUCUACUGGUGAUCGCAGCCACACAGAGACCAGGCUGAACUUCGAGGAGGAGGCGGAGAGGAUCAUUGAGCUGCAGCGGCUGCAGAUCCAGCAUCUCCGAGAUCAGACCCACACCCAGGAGCAGAGCUACACCAUGCGGCCCCUGUCUGGAGGCAAACUCCCUGCACUCACAGCCUGAGCAGCUGAGAUCAACAACACAACAUGCAGAUAAACACACCCCCUGUACUCACAAGCAACAGAUAAACACACCCCCUGUACUCACAAGCAACAUAUAAACACACCCCCUGUACUCACAAGCAACAGAUAAACACACCCCCUGUACUCACAAGCAACAGGUAAACACACCCCCUGUACUCACAAGCAACAGAUAAACACACCCCCUGUACUGACAUGCAACAGGUGAACACACCCCCUGUACUCAAAAGAAACAGGUGAACACACCCCCUGUACUCAAAAGAAACAGGUAAACAUACCCCCUGUACUCACAAGCAACAGGUAAACACACCCCCUGCACUCACAAGCAACAGAUAAACACACCCCCUGUACUCACAAGCAACAGAUAAACACACCCCCUGUACUCACAAGCAACAGGUAAACACACCCCCUGUACUCACAAGCAACAGGUAAACACACCCCCUGUACUCACAAGCAACAGAUAAACACACCCCCUGUACUCACAAGCAACAGAUAAACACACCCCCUGUACUCACAAGCAACAGGUGAACACACCCCCUGUACUCAAAAGAAACAGGUGAACACACCCCCUGUACUCACAAGGACUGCUGAAAAAUAUAUAUUCUUUAGAUUUGCUGCUGUUGUCUUUUUUUAUGAUUUACAAGAGAUUUGGUUUGUUUUUUUGGCCAUGUUAAUUAAGGUGAUGGUGAUAAUAAUGUAGAUCUGAAGAGUGUGUAUCUUCCAGUCAUGCUGUGUGCUACAGUCAUGUUAAACUAAGCAUUUUACCAAAUCACUACAGCUUUUAGGCAGUUGAACGAAUUACUGUGUGCAGUUUUGUAGUCAUUUGGUCAAAACUUAUAAGCAACUAGAAUUAACAACAGGCAGAAAACACAAGAACAUGUUGAAGUUAAAAUCAAUCAGACCUGAAUU